GUCCACUUAAAAUUAAGUCCCUUUAGGCUUAAUCCAUACAUUUGGCCCAUCAAUCAUACGCUUACUGUGUACUGGAUGUUCAUCGAUACAUUCUGGAGCGCCGGCCAUUUCCCCCAAACCAGUAAAAGAAUUAAUUGAGAAACUGAUGCGCAACAUUCAGGUUUUAAGAGAGGAAGGUGUCCCUCAAUCAAAUAUUGUCAAGUAUCUGGUCAGCCAACCGAUGGCACUAUCAAUGAGCGCUGUUAAACUCAAGGACAUUGUACAAGAGAUUAAGGGUGUGGGUUUUGAUCCUCACAAAUUUGCAUUUCUUACUGCUAUUGGGAUAUUUAAAGGGAUGGCUAAAUCGACCUGGGAAGCGAAAUUGAAUGCUUACAGGAAAUGGGCUUGGUCAGAAGAAGAAAUUUUAUUUGCAUUUAGGAUGUAUCCUACCUGUAUUGCGUAUUCCACGAAGAAGAUAAGCCUCACCAUGGAUUACUUGAUAAAUCAUAUGGAUUAUAGUGCGAAGUUUAUGGCCAGAUACCCAACAUUUUUGGGUUUUAGCUUGGAGAAGAGGAUUAUACCCAGGUGUUCUGUUUACAGGAUUCUAGUCUCUAAGGGUCUAAUUAAGGAUCAAACUCCCAAAUGUUCACUUUUUCGAAUACAUGAGGAUUCUUUCUUGGAGAAGUUUGUGAUCAAGUAUGAGAAAGAAGCUGUUAAAGAUUUAUCGGCGUGUUUUGGAAGACUCACAAAGUGAUGAGUUGACCCUUGCUGCCAAGCAAGUUGUAAAAACCUAGCUAGCUGGCUUGCUGAAGUGUAUGUAGUUGCAUCACGAAAUACGUAUAUACAUCAGACGAUCUCUCCCUUGGUUGGGGAGAAUUGACAAAGAGAGCAUCAGGUCUUUUCAACUUUUGCCAACAGUCAUAGACUGAGAAAAGUAUCAAGAUGCAGGAGAAGGCUUGUUGUUCGAGUAUGUUAUAGAAAAAUGUAUCAAGAAGAAAUUAUUUUUGUAAGUUCUUGUGUUUUUUUAAGAUGGGAAGUUGUUGGCCCAUUUUUACCAGACCCUGAAGAGACGAAAUUUCUUGUAAUGAAGUAUAGAACAAAAUCGUAAUUCAAACGGAAAAUGGAUCAUUUGUCCAAAUAUUUUUA
This is a messenger RNA of Papaver somniferum (opium poppy), 1125 nucleotides long. RefSeq lists its product as uncharacterized. Gene Ontology annotation, biological process: regulation of DNA-templated transcription; chloroplast organization. Gene Ontology annotation, molecular function: double-stranded DNA binding. Gene Ontology annotation, cellular component: chloroplast. NCBI's taxonomy places the organism in Eukaryota, Viridiplantae, Streptophyta, Magnoliopsida, Ranunculales, Papaveraceae. The record is from RefSeq and is a predicted model, not a curated record. The transcript is spliced from 4 exons. Bases 146 to 733 code for a protein of 195 amino acids.